Eriocheir sinensis (Chinese mitten crab) is the source of this 1274-nucleotide messenger RNA. RefSeq lists its product as uncharacterized. Bases 169 to 969 code for a protein of 266 amino acids. Lineage: Eukaryota; Metazoa; Arthropoda; Malacostraca; Decapoda; Varunidae. The record is from RefSeq and is a predicted model, not a curated record. The transcript is spliced from 6 exons.
GUCUUGGGGUGAUGUAACACGCGAGUGGAGGGAGCCGUGCCCUUUCAUCGCGGUUGAGUAUAUAAGGUCGCCACGGCUCGGCCCAGGCACCAGUCACUGCCUCGCCAGACCCCGCGCAACGCACAGCCUUUCCCUCCCGCGUCUCGCUCACCCCCAAAGACCGCAAGGAUGCCAUCCGCCGGAAUCACCACCCUGCCCUUCAGCCCCGACUUCAUGACCCAGGUGGACCAGACGCUCCGCACCCUCGGCUUUGACCUCAAGGGCCUCGUCAAAGCUUUCGACCUGAAGACGUUUGGCCUUGUGACGCUGGUGGUGGUGGCCGCCAUCAUCCUCUUCGACAUCAUCCAUUACGGCUACGCCAGCUACGCCGGUGAAACCUCCAGCUACACCUCCUACGGCAGGAGUCUGGCCACCAGCGCCGCCAAAAUCUGGGACCAGCGGGAGCAGCAUGGCUUCGCUACAGAGCUCCGCAACGGCCGCGGCCUGGACUCCAUGACUCAGAUCCUGGACUCCAUCGCCGACGCCAUCAUCAUGUAUGACAAGGCGGAGAACAACGAGGUGGGGCAGACCCGCAAAAGUGAGCCCCACGACCCCACGAGUGAAAAAAAGAUGCCCAGCUCCGCCCUCAUCCCCAUCAUGAACACCCUUCAGGAGAGCCUCAGAUCCACCGACCUCAGGAGCUGGAUCUCGGGGCUCGACCUCAAGACUGGCGGCCUGAUUGUUCUCGUGGUGGUCGCGGCCAUCCUCCUCCUCGACCUCUUCACCAAAUCCUACGCCCCCUACGGCAGGAGUGUGGUGGCCUCCGCUGCCCAGGCCUGGCUCGACAGGGACCCCGCCUACCCCGUGGACUCCCUGCGAGGAAGCCGAUCCCUUGAGCCCAUGACGGAAAUCCUGGACGCCCUGGCCCUGGCCGCCACCAAAUGGGGUGACGCCGAGGAGGACCCCGCCGUCACGAACCGCGCCCUCUAAACACCCUGGAGGCGGGCGGGGCGGGGCGGGGUGCAGGUGCCGGCACUCCCGCACGGCCCGCGCACUUAUGAGCUGCUGCUGGCGGCGGUGACGGAAAGCGGAGCGAACUGCAGGUGUAAACCGUACAGGAGGAGAAAAAGAGUUAUGGAUGGUUUCAUUAUGCUUGGAAGGGAUCUCAUCUGUCUGUUAACACGAGUUAUUUAUCUCAUCAGAGAAGGAUUGAAGCUUGUACUACACGGCAUUGAAUUUAUUUAUUAAAGUUAUGUAUUUUGUUGUUGACUAAUAAAACUUUUUUUUGCCAAUAA